Molecule: messenger RNA, 1429 nt
Organism: Malurus melanocephalus (red-backed fairy wren)
Lineage: Eukaryota; Metazoa; Chordata; Aves; Passeriformes; Maluridae
Gene: FAM180A
Product: family with sequence similarity 180 member A
Exons: 3
Coding region: 168-707 (179 amino acids)
Source: RefSeq, a predicted model, not a curated record
ACUUGGUUUGGGAGAGGAGCUGUGCGCUGAUUUCAGCGCCACUCAUAAGAACAGACAGGCUCUUCUGCAAAGGGGGAGGGGGGGAGGAAAAACCAUUAUUUAUUCCUGAAAAGAAAGGAGCUCGGAAAUUUAAAAAAAAAAAAAAAAAAGCUGCUAUAUAGCUAGACAUGCGUGUUUUAAAGAGAAGGAUGCUUUGGAAGACUUUGGUGCUGCUGCUGUUCUGUUACAGCGCUCAUGCCACUGUGAGCCACAGAUGGAGCAGAGCGAUGCUUUUUCCAGCUGCUCAGCGAUUCAAGAGGUCCUCAGCUGCCUUCCUCAACCCAGUGCUACAGAACUCGCUGGAAGAUGUGGUCCUGCUUUAUGAGUUCCUUUUAGCCGAGCUGGACAUCGACAAAGGCCAGAGGAUCUCCAUCAAAGACGAGGAGCUGGCUUCCCUGAGGAAAGCCGCCGAGUUUGACACCAUCUGCAACGAAAUCAUCCCCAAGAGCAUCUCCGACAUCCGCAGGCUGAGCAGCCGCCUCUCCUCCUACCCCAGAGCCCUCAGGAAGGAAGACUUUGAAAGGACAGUGCUGACCAUGGUCUACACGGCCUACAGAGCUGCCCAGAGCCGGGGCCACCAGAAGGACACGUGGGCAGAGUCGUUUGUAAACCUUUACAAAGCCCUCAAGAACGAUUUGAUGUUCCCUCACCACAAACGGCCGUCGUAGCGGAGAUGAGGCCUCACUACACGGCGUAGUACGGCCAACACUUUAUUCUCUAAAGAGUUUAAUCGCCUGCUUCCUCAAAGAUUAUUUGUUUUCUGGCUCCCUCUUGUGGAAWCCGCUCUCUAGCUCCGUGUAAAACGCUGACAAACGUCGUCGCAGUCCGGAGAUUUUGAUUUUUGGAGGUGCAUUCUGUGGCAGGCAGAGAAGGGAGGCUGGUGUACACCUUGUUUUGGGCAAACUGAGGAUUUCUUAGGAGAUCCACACAGAUAUACUCUGCUCAUGCUCUCAUGCUGAUGUCUGAGAGCUGGACGGUGCUGCUUUCCUCUUCCAAACUCAUGUUUUGUAAAAGAAUCUUACACAGAGAUGAAAACCUUCUGUAAAAGGAAAGGGUUUCAUAACUGCCAGCCUUCAGGAAUUAUGCCACAUAUUAUUCAUUCCAAAUGUCCUCCUCARUAAGCACUCUCUGACUCACUUCAGUUGGCUGGGCCUGUUUUUAAUUGCAAUAACAUUUGCAGAACACAAAGGGCAUUGUGAAAACACCAGCAGCAAACAAUGCCUGUGAACGUAUUCCCCUCUUCCUGUAGCUGUCCUCCCAAACAGCUUGCAACGAUUCUUUCAUUAUUUGUACAUGACUUUGCUUCUGCUCCUUGUUUUUUCUUUUUUUUUUUUUUUUUUUUUUUUUUUUUUUUUUUUUUUUUUUUUUUUUUUUUUUUUUUUUUUUUUUU